UUUUGAAACAACUUGAGAGCAUUGAUCAUCAAACUGAAAUGACUGCCAGUUCCAGUUUACAUGUAAUAUUAAAUCUUUCAAUAUUUGGCUGUUUAUUAAUUGUGGAUACGUCCGGUUUCCCUAGCGAAAGGCAGCGUUCCUUAAACGAGUGGUUUGAUUUUUUCACUUAUUUAUUUGACGAUUCCGAGGAAACAUCUGACAAUGCGAAAACCGAUGAGAAGUAUUUAAUUUGCCGCAAUUGUGAGGUAAUUGUCGCCGCUUCUGAAGACGUUGCCCAUAAGGAUGGGAUUGUCAUCUACAAGAAUACAACAACUAAGCCUAUGGAACUCGAUACCACAGAAGCAUUACAAGAUCCGAAAAAGGAAGAAGGCGAGUAAAGCAAAGCACCACAUUAACGUCGCGAAUAUACGCAUCAUUUCAGCUAAGGGGAUCGUGUUGUUCAAAAUUUGUAUAUUACUUUUAUGUAUAUGUAUUUUCUA
Molecule: messenger RNA, 479 nt
Organism: Glossina fuscipes
Lineage: Eukaryota; Metazoa; Arthropoda; Insecta; Diptera; Glossinidae
Exons: 3
Coding region: 39-377 (112 amino acids)
Source: RefSeq, a predicted model, not a curated record